CAGACAUGAUCAGCAAAGACUGUGUCAGAGUGGCGGCCAGAGUCCGACCCUUUAACAAGAGGGAGAAGGAUGCUGGCAGCCGCUGCGUCGUCUCCAUGGUUUCCAGCUCUAUCACCAUCCAGGACCCGCGUGACCCUCAGAACCGCCGCUCGUUCUGCUUCGACUUUGCCUACUGGUCCCACAGCGGCUUUUUUCAGGAUCGCAGCGGCCUGUUUGUGCCCGAGGAGGCCGACGGACGCUACGCUGACCAGGACAGUGUUUUCCAGGACCUGGGAGAAGGAAUACUUGAAAAUGCACUACAGGGUUAUAAUGCUACUCUGUUGGCCUAUGGACAGACUGGCUCUGGGAAGAGUUACUCGAUGGUGGGCUAUGGCCCGAACAAAGGCCUGGUCCCAAAACUCUGUGACCGACUCUUUGAGGCCAUUCGAGGAAACCAGGAAACCAGACAGUGUCAGGUGUUUUUCAGUAUGAUGGAAAUCUAUAAUGAACAGGUGAUCGACCUGCUGUCUCAGGGGUCUCGUACUUCAGGCGGGCUCCGAAUCCGUGAGGAGCAGCAAAGAGGUUUCUAUGUGGAGGGUCUGCGUACAGUCCCAUGUGACAGCGCACAACAGGUGGAGCAGUUAAUGGAACAAGGAACCAGGACUCGAACCACAGCUGCCACUCACAUGAACGCCAACAGCAGUCGCUCGCACAUGCUGAUCAUUCUACAGCUCAAACAGAUCUUUUCCAAAGAGAACAUCACAAAACAGUCCAACAUUAAUCUCGUGGACCUGGCCGGCAGCGAGCGUCAACGGUCGUGUGGCUCUGAGGCGGAUCGACUCAAAGAGGGCACAGCCAUCAACCUGAGCCUCACCACGCUGGGAAACGUCAUUAGUGCUCUGGCUGACGUGGCAGUCGGGAGGAAGGUCAUCCAUAUUCCCUACAGAGACUCGGUUCUCACAAAGCUGCUGCAGUCUGCACUGGGGGGCAACAGUCGCACCGUCAUGAUUGCCACGCUGAGUCCCGCCGAUAUCUGCUACGAGGAGUCACUUUCAACGCUGCGCUAUGCUGAGAGGGCAAAGCGUAUCCAGAACCGGCCAGUGGUGAACGAGAGCCCCACCGAGCGCCUGGUCAAAGAGCUGAAGGCUGAGAACGCCAGACUGCUGCAACGACUGAGUCGCCUCGGUCAGGAGGGACGAAGAGCCAACGACGAGACCAAGGAGCUCCGACAGCUGCUGACCAACAACGAACUCCAGAUCAGAGCCAUUCAGACUCUGUGGGAACAACACCUGCAGGAGGCGCUGCGAGACUGGGAGCAGCAGUACGCUAACAUCACACAGGAGAGGAGGAUGAUGCAGAUGCAUCCCUACAUCCUCAACAUCAACGAGGACGCUCAGCUGUCUGGUGUGGUCAAGCUUUUCAUCCGGGAGGGUGAAUGGGACAUCGGCCUGUGUGACUCCUCACCAAGAUCCAUCGCUAUCAAGGGCCUAGGGAUCCAGGAGCGUCAUGCCGUUUUCAGAAAUGAACAGCGCCGAGUCACACUGACCCCACACCCAGGGUCAAGGGUUAUUGUCAAUGGACAAGCUGUUUCCCAGACAGCUGAGCUGCAGCACCUGGAUCGUCUCAUUCUAGGAUCUAACUGCACCUACCUGUUCAUUGGUUUUCCCUCAGAGAGGGGCGGGGACGAGUGGAGUCGCUAUGACUAUGACUAUUUUCAGUCUGAGGUGGCGGCUGCCGAAGGCAUCCACCUGGGUGAGUCCAGUGUGACCGGCUGCAGUCAGACAGACCCCAGUCUCCUGGCUGUUUUCUACGACUACAUUAAACUGAUGCCAAUGGUGGCUGAAGCCAAUCAGAUGAGUCAGGAGCUGAACAAGGGGGUGGAUUUUAAGUUGGAGAUCAAGAAUUUGGCACUGUCCGAUUCAAAAGGCCACGAUCUGGAGAAAGAAAUUGUGGUCAGAGUCACCUCAGUUGGGAAAAAACAGGUGUGGAUAUGGUCCAAGGCCAAGUUUGUGAACCGUAAAUUCCUGAUGGAAGAUGUUUACCAGCAACAUCAGGCUGAGCAGAGAGAAACCCCUACAGUAGAGGGACUGACGUCAGCUGCAUUACCCAGAGAUAAAGACCCAUUCUGGGAUCCAGUGGAGCCUCUGCUCCUUGGUACUGCUCACCUGUGGCUACAGUCUUUGGCCUUCCGCAUCCCACUGGAGGAGCAACUGGAGGUGCUGGGGUCAGAGGGCACAGAGGAGGCCAUUCUUCAAGCACAGCUGGUUCCCUGCAACUCCACUGGACUCCCACUCGGUGAGGACGACAUCCUGAUCGACCCAUCUGAGUUACUGGGACGGCGGCUGGACUUUCAGCUUGUUCUGGAACAGUGUUGUGGUCUGCGCUGGAUCAGAGAGGCCCGAAACAGAGGGGUUCAGAUUGGUUUCAGUUUGUUUGACUGUAGCCAGCCCCUCUACACUCCAGCUGUGUGGCACAACGUCAACCCUCUCCUGGAUCACAGAGUUCACUUUGCGUCAAUCAACACGUCCCAGCGUCUGCUCGACUACCUGCAGAGCAGUGCUGUGGUGCUGGAGCUGUGGGGUCUUCAAGAUGGUUGUACAGACUUGGCAUCAUCUCUGGAGAGAGUGAGGAUGACCACAGAGGGCGUGUUUAUCAUCGAUGACGCAGACCCGACAAGUGCCGCAGGUGUAAAUUCUCCAGAGCUCAGCUGUGCAGUACGAGCUCUUCAACAGGACGUGGAAGAAUUAAAGAGUGUUAAUGCGUCACUGAGGAAGGAAAAUCACAGUCUGAGAGAACAACUCAAUACAGCCAGGAACGGUGGUGAUGUAGGGCGUGGUCGCUCGCUGCGUCCCAGCUGCGACGCAGAAUUUGCUCGCGCUCUCAAGGUUUUCUACCACAGUAUGACCUCAGUCAGAGCUCAGCUGCAGCGCCUGCGCAGACACAGGCCCAGUGAGGACUCUGACCUGCUGGGACUCAGACUGUUCACAGACGAGCAGAGUCGUCUGCUGAGGGACUUUUCAGAGCAGCUGGAGCAGAGCGUCUGCGCGCUCAAACAAGACGUUGCCGCCAUUGUCCGGCGGAAACGGGAACGAUCGGGAAUCUGGUCCUGAUCCGAGUCACGGCCCCUCUGGUAUGAGGAUAGUGGCACAUCACUGUGUAACUGUAGUGUGUUUUAUAUAAUGUGGUUGCUGAACUAAAAUUUUAUAGAAUAGAGUAGAAUAUAAUCUUAUUCAUAUCUUUGUCAUUGCACAUUCACAUUAGUGCCACAUCUGCUUAUAUAUAGAAAGUUAGAAAAAAAACGUAGUAGACAUUUCACAUUCUACAUUUGUUUUUCAUUGCUUUAAGUAUGUUUAUAACUUUCUGGUUAUGUUAUGAUAUUUGCAAGGUUUUCAUCUGUACCUUCACAAUGCCGUAAUAAACUAAACCAAUCAUUUUAUUCAGACCACAUGGAAUAAUUAGCCUGUGUCUGAGAAAAACAGUGAUAGUUCCACCACAAUGACUGAAUGAAGACGUGGCUCUGACGAGAGCGCUCUUCCACACUUACAGUCCCUAGCUUUAAAGGAAAGGAAAAUGUAAAGGUUUAAAUACGAUGUUAUUUACGGCGGGCAAUAUUUAUUUUGUCUUAGCAAUUCACCCAUCAAAAUGAAUGCAAAAAUCACAACAGCAAUGAAAGUCUAUAAAAUGUUUAUUAGACUGCAUGAGACACGGGUCAUUACAGUCCCAAAAUGCAAAUAAAUUAAAAGCCAAAGUACAACUCCAGUUUCAGAAUUCAGAAAAGGUACUGCACAUCAUGACAACAUCAUCAGAAUUAACAAGUCAAGUCAUGUCUGGUUGAAUGACAUGUAAGACAUGUAAGUAAACAAAAAAAAUAGGAUUUAGUAUCACUCUCU
Messenger RNA from Solea senegalensis (Senegalese sole), 3869 nucleotides. RefSeq names its product kinesin family member 28 (gene kif28). The transcript has 27 exons. Bases 6 to 3089 code for a protein of 1027 amino acids. NCBI's taxonomy places the organism in Eukaryota, Metazoa, Chordata, Actinopteri, Pleuronectiformes, Soleidae. Gene Ontology annotation, molecular function: ATP hydrolysis activity; microtubule binding; microtubule motor activity. The record is from RefSeq and is a predicted model, not a curated record. Gene Ontology annotation, biological process: microtubule-based movement; cytoskeleton-dependent intracellular transport. Gene Ontology annotation, cellular component: microtubule; kinesin complex.